GCAAGUUUGAUGAUGGCGAGUGUACAGACAGAUGACAUUUUAGACUCUUGUCAUCAGACCAGAGGGAGACAGAAGAAGAAACAGUCUCGGGAUGAACGCACAGAAAAAUCCGAUAAACCAACUGAAACAGCGCCAACUGUUUCAAUAGCUUUGGCUAAAGCCAAGGCAGAGACUGACACCUUGAGGGUGAAAUGUCAGUAUCUGCAGGAGAAAAUAGAAGAUUUGACAAAAGAACGAGAUUUCCUUAGACAACAAUUGUCAGAAGCCAUCAAAGUGGACAACAUGCCUGACAAAAAUAAGGAUAAGCCUGUAGACAUUGCCAAAAGAAUGAAAAUCUCUCAAGAGUAUUCAGGAAGUGACCCUUCUGGUUCUGACUCUUCUGACUCUUCUGACUCUGAGUCAUCUAGUUCAGACUCUUCAAGGGAGGAGAAGAAGAAAAGAAAGAAGAAGGCAAAGAAAGUAAAGAAAAGAGUAAAAAAACAGAAGAAAAACAAGCAGAUGAGUAAAUUCUGUCAAAGGUUUACCGAACCAUGGCAGGUGGUAAAGCGGUACAAAUCAGUGUUGGAGAUUUUCAAAAGAGGAAGCAACAUGGCUGAGGCUUUCAGAAAAUACGGUGUGGACCGGAACACGAUCGUGCAGAGUGCAGCUAUUGCUGAACUGGCAAUUGCUGCACCAGAAAUAUAUGAGGAAAUUAAUGAAAAACAUGGAAAGGGAGAGAAAUUAUCAAGCAUUGUGCAGAAAUGUCAAGACGCAAUUGUGACAGACGAAAAAAUUGCGGACAAAAUACAAACAAUGAAAACCGAUGGGAAGUUGCUUCCAAUAAAAAAAUAGUUCAUUUCCAUGUAAAAAAAACAAACAAAAAAAAAGUCAAAGAAGGACUUUAAAAUACUAAGAUAAAAAAAUCCAAAUACAUUCUUCCCCAUGUUUGAUUUCAGGAAUGUAUUUUUCCUUUGUUUAAGCCUGAAUUGAUAGUGCUGCACAUGGUAUGUUUCUGUGUAGAAACAAGUUUUUGUUCUUAAAAAAUGUAUUUUUAUUUUCAUUUUUUUUGUGCUGGCAAAGAUUGCCUAUGUUUACAAGUUAUGUUAGUAAUAAAGGUUCUGAAAAAGUAAGCGAUGAAAGGCUUUCACUCAUUUAAGGUUCCGUGAAAUCAAUAAGGUUCACAAAUUCAUUAAUAAAUGCUUUGUUAAUGGUAAGUCAUGUUAAUAAAGGAUCUACAAAUGUUAGUAACUCAUCAGUUAAUG
Megalobrama amblycephala (Wuchang bream) is the source of this 1241-nucleotide messenger RNA. Its product is annotated as coiled-coil domain-containing protein 106-like. The record is from RefSeq and is a predicted model, not a curated record. NCBI's taxonomy places the organism in Eukaryota, Metazoa, Chordata, Actinopteri, Cypriniformes, Xenocyprididae. Bases 10 to 831 code for a protein of 273 amino acids. The transcript has 4 exons. Gene Ontology annotation, cellular component: nucleoplasm.